CAUUUCCGCACUUCCAGAAGCCCCAGAGCGGCCGUGACUGAAGAAGACUUUCUACUCCAAUCCAGUAGUCAGAGAGGCCGCAGCAGCAGCACUGCAGCAGCAAGCGCCAAGACCCUACCUCAGCUCCACCAAUCCCCAACCGGGCACCAUCCGCACCGGCCGGCGAUGUCGGCGGCGCCCCCGCCGCCCCCGGAAUCGGCCGCUACCAGCGGCGGCGGUGGCGGCAGCGACAGCGACAAGGUCCUCGCCGCCGCGCAGCACAUCGUCAAGUCCCUGGCCACCUCCAAGAACGCCGCCGACGACAUGAUCCGCAUCCUCUCCGGCUUCGACAACCGCCUCUCCUCCAUCACCGCCGGCCUGUUCCCCUCCCCCGACCUCUCCUCCUCCGCGGAGCCGCCCGAGAUCUCCAUCUCCUCCGCGGCCGCCUUCGACGCCGCCGAGCAGCUCAUCCUGCUCUGGGACGCCACCCCCGAGGCCCUCGUCUUCGAGGCCCACGAGGAGGACAUCGCGCAGUACCUCACCGCCGUCGACGUCGCCGUCGAGCACCUCGCGCGCGGCGGCGCGGGCGCCGGCCGCGCCGGCGUCGCCGUCCAGCUCGCCAUGGCCCGCCUCGAGGAGGAGCUCCGCCACCACAUGGUCCGCCACGCCGUGCCGCUCGACCCCACGGGCCUCUGCUUCUCUCUCCGCCGCCUCUCGCUCGGAUCCUUCGACGACCUCGACUUCGACGCCGCCACGCCGCACAGCGUCGACGCCACGCCGGAGACCUCGCGCGGCGGGCCCCUGGUGAGCCCGUUCGACGACCACGCGUUCGACCCCGUGCGCCCCGAGGCCGUCGACGACCUGCGGGCCAUCGCCGACCGGAUGGCGCGUGCGGGGUACGCGCGCGAGCUGGCCGACGCCUACUGCAACAUCCGGCGCGACCUGCUCGACGAAUACCUCUCCGUGCUGGGCGUCGAGCGCCUCAGCAUCGACGAGGUGCAGCGCGUCGAGUGGAAGCAGCUCAACGACAAGAUGAAGAAGUGGGUGCAAGGGGUGAAGACGGUCGUGCGUGUGCUGCUUGCUGGUGAGCGCCGCCUCUGCGACCAGGUGCUCGCAGUGUCUGACGAGCUCAGGGAGGAGUGCUUCGUCGAGUCCACCAAAGGAUGCAUCAUGCAGAUUCUCAACUUUGGGGACGCCGUGGCUGUGUGCCCCCGCUCGCCCGAGAAGCUAUCACGGAUUCUUGAUAUGUACGAGGCACUUGCCGAGGUAAUCCCUGAAAUGAAGGAUUUGUGCCUCGGGAGUUCCGGUGACGGCGUAAUCAGUGAUGUUCAAGCAAUUCUUGAUAGGCUUGGGGAGGCUGUGAGGGGUACCCUUUUUGAGUUUGGGAAAGUUCUGCAGCAGGAGUCGUCGCGAAGGGCAAUGACGGCUGGUGAGAUCCACCCAAUGACACGGUAUGUCAUGAACUAUUUGAGGUUGUUGGUCGUUUAUAGUGAGACACUUGAUGGCCUCUUGGAUGAUGAUGGCGAUGAGAGCAAUGCUUUGGAAAGACCCGAGGAUAAGGAUCAGGAUACGGAACACUUAGAGGGUAUGACCCCUCUUGGAAGGCGCCUUUUGAAGCUGAUGUGUUAUCUGGAGGCCAAUUUGGAGGACAAGUCUAAGCUAUAUGAAGAUGCUGCCCUGGAGUGCAUAUUUUCCAUGAACAAUUUGCUCUACAUUGUUCAGAAGGUGAAGGAUUCCGAGCUUGGGAAGAUUUUAGGUGAUCACUGGGUAAGAAGGCGCAGCGGGAAGAUUCGGCAGUACUCAAAGAGCUACCUAAGGAUUUCCUGGAUGAAGACUUUGUCUUAUCUGAGAGACGAUGUACAUGGGAGUGGGGGUGGGAGCGGCAGUGGUAGUGGCAGUGGACAUUCAGGUUCUAGGAUGUCCAUCAAGGAGAAGUUCAAGAACUUCAACUUGUCCUUUGAGGAAAUUUACAGGAACCAGACACUCUGGAAGGUUCCAGAUCCUCAGCUCCGAGAAGAGCUGAAGAUAUCUAUAUCUGAGAAUGUGAUUCCGGCAUAUCGUGCUUUUCUGGGAAGAUAUGGUAGUCAAGUGGAUGGGGGGAAAAACUCGGGAAAGUAUAUAAAGUACACCCCAGAGGAUCUGGAGAGUCAAUUGUCUGAUUUAUUUGAGGGCUCACCAGGGUCCGCCAACCACUCUAGGAGAAGAACAUAGUUCAUAGUUAACAGGAUCCGCUUCAGGUAUGUCUUGUUAAAGUGGUCUUACAUUUGUUGAGUUUCCAUACACACGGUAUCUGUUAAAUGGGUAUUUGUUCAUUUAGCAACCUUUACAAUACUGUGAUACAAACCAGAGUCUUCUGUGUGUCUACUUUUGCAUGGUGUGCACUAAGAAAUAUUGUACAUGGAUUGAUUCUAAGUGUAUGGUCUUCUUUCUGAA
Molecule: messenger RNA, 2412 nt
Organism: Aegilops tauschii subsp. strangulata
Lineage: Eukaryota; Viridiplantae; Streptophyta; Magnoliopsida; Poales; Poaceae
Product: exocyst complex component EXO70B1
Biological process (GO): exocytosis
Cellular component (GO): exocyst
Molecular function (GO): phosphatidylinositol-4,5-bisphosphate binding
Source: RefSeq, a predicted model, not a curated record